AACUUUUUCAGGAUGGAGAGCUACGUGUCUUUGCUUUGCUGGAUUCUUGUGAUCAUCUGAGAUAGUCUGACCCUCAUCCACCUUAUCUUUCUGACAAGGCACAUCCGUUCUUCAGGAGAGGUUUUCCCCAUAGUACACACUGAACCUUGAACAGUUAAGCAGCACACCAGAAAUAUGGAGGAGGAGGACCUAAGUGAAAGAGGGUUGCCACAAAUUGCUUCAAUCAUGAAUAGAGUCAGAGACUUGAAAAACAAAUACAGAAAUGACGACAAUAUCACAGAUGAGCUUAACUGUACUAAAGUCUCAGCUGACACGACAGAUAACUCUGGAACUGUUAAUCACAUAAUGAUGACAACAAAUAAUCCAGAAGAUUGGCUGUGUUUUUUGCUUAGGCUAGAGAAAAAGGGUAUUCCUCAGACAGAUGUGAGCCUACUGAAUAGACUCAUCGGUCGUUAUAGUCAAGCAGUGACUGCACUACCUGCAGAAAAGCAUAGUCAAGAUGAGAGCUACGCUCGCAUCCUUGUGAGAUUUGCUGAAUUGAAGGCUCUUCAAGAUCCAGAGGAGGCACGGGACCAAUUUCAUCUGGCCAGACUGAACUGCAAGAAAUUUGCUUUUGUGCAUGUGGCUUUUGCACAGUUUGAGCUAUCACAAGGUGUGUAG
Molecule: messenger RNA, 660 nt
Organism: Apaloderma vittatum (bar-tailed trogon)
Lineage: Eukaryota; Metazoa; Chordata; Aves; Trogoniformes; Trogonidae
Product: dual specificity protein kinase TTK-like
Exons: 4
Coding region: 175-660 (161 amino acids)
Biological process (GO): peptidyl-serine phosphorylation; chromosome segregation; protein localization to kinetochore
Cellular component (GO): spindle; kinetochore; nucleus
Molecular function (GO): protein serine/threonine kinase activity; protein serine/threonine/tyrosine kinase activity; protein binding
Source: RefSeq, a predicted model, not a curated record